AUGGACUCUUUGAGCAGACUGCCUAGGGAAAUCCUCCUCAUGAUGUUCAAAGGCCUUGACAGCAUUGACGAUACCCUUCGCCUUGCUCGCAGUUGCAAGUCGAUGCAUAGUAUCUUCAACGAGUCUCGCCAUCGCAUGAUCAUUUUUAAAUCUAUUAUUUUUACCUCACCUCAGCACAAGUACGAUAUUCAACUCUGCCUCCUUCAAGGCGUCUUCCAAAACCUCCCAUCCAAGCCCAGCUCCACUCCGAAGUCGUUGAAAAGACUCAAACCACAAUCUUGGGCCUCAGUACUCAAAGGUCUAUCCGAAAGAAAUGAUUUUACUGAUUCGAUGGUCUGGGAGAUUGUUUGUCGCUGGCAUGCUAUGAAGCUACUUUUUGACCUUUACUGUGAUCCGCUCAUAAGAGAAUCCUUUAUGCGUUCUGCUAUUCUUGACGAGUCCGACGGAAUCCAGAAUACCUUGAUGAGUGAAGAACUUAUUCCCAAUCCGUCCAUCUCUUGCUCGAAGAUGAACCAGAUCAAAUCGACGCGAACUCAGAAGGCCUACAAGCGGUUUUAUCAAGCCCUCACCGCUCACUGGGUGUCAACAGAGACGUUUUGCAUCGCCAGGGGAGCAGACUAUGAAACCUCGAAGGAACAUAUAGAGUGCUUCGACUAUGUAUGGGAUGUCCGAGUUGAUAACCCAGGCAGAGCCCUGGAAGAAAAGUUGGAUAUUUUGGAAGUGGUUGAUUUUGUUUGGGGCUUUCUUGGUCGCAAGAUCUUUCCAGGAGAAAAUACUAUUUCUGAUUGGGUUGACCAAGACUACUUGGAGCUAUCGGAGCCAGCCAGUCCGGAGUUGAACUGGCUCUACUUCCUGUUGCAAACCACCCAAUAUCUGCGACCACCGCAUACUCUGGAACUUUUAUCGCUUGUCACCUGGGUCCAGCCGGAGGCUUGCGUUAUUGGGGACAAGUCGAAGUAUCUGAGUGAUCUGGGAUUUUCCUCGCGUGUCUCAGAGAUGAGGACGUGGUGA
Messenger RNA from Penicillium expansum, 1011 nucleotides. RefSeq lists its product as uncharacterized. Bases 1 to 1011 code for a protein of 336 amino acids. Lineage: Eukaryota; Fungi; Ascomycota; Eurotiomycetes; Eurotiales; Aspergillaceae. The transcript is spliced from 3 exons. The record is from RefSeq and is a predicted model, not a curated record. Gene Ontology annotation, molecular function: protein binding.